Camellia sinensis is the source of this 975-nucleotide messenger RNA. The record is from RefSeq and is a predicted model, not a curated record. Lineage: Eukaryota; Viridiplantae; Streptophyta; Magnoliopsida; Ericales; Theaceae.
AUGCCAUACCCAACUAGGUAUACAGUACCCAAGUUUAUCAAGUUUGAUCGGAAGCAAGCCAACGCUAGAGAACAUGUGGUGAGGUUCAUUGAAACUCUUGGUGUCUAUGGUAGUGACCACUUUUUGCGUCUUCUGGAGUUCUCCAAAUCACUUACUGAAAGGACCUACAACUGGUAUGUGAACUUGGCUCCCAACUCGAUCAAGAGUUGGGAGGAAAUUGUUAACAAGUUCCACACAAAGUCCUUCCAAGUCCAAGAGAAAGUUAUAACCCUCAUGCUUGGGCGAGAUGCCCAAAAAGAAGGUGAAGAUAUACUGGACUAUGUCAAGGGGUUCCAAGAUAAGGCCAUUGACUAUCAUGAACCAGUGGAUGAGGCUCACUUAGUUAGCAUAUGUGUGGAGGGUGCCAUAUGCAACUACAAAAUCUUCUUUGUGAACCAUAAUCUGCCUACUUUUUCAGCCUUGAUUGAGGUGGCCAGGAACCUCAACACCACUGAUCCUCUGCAUAGAUCUCACAACAAUCACCGCUACUCCCGCAGUAGUAAAGUUGCCGCGAUAACCUCCGCAGGAGGGAGCUUCUCGCAAGGAGAGGCAUUAUUCUCUCGGAAGAGGAAGAGUUAUGAAGACAAAAAUCCAUAUCCUUACAGCCUUGAGAAUGUCAAAGCCUUGGUUAAAAAAUGGGUAGCUGAUGGUGAAUUUACUUUGCCUCCGGUUGAUGUUCCCCAAACCAAGAAAGACAAAGAAAGCCCAGAUUAUUGUAUCUAUCACAGAGCCACCAGACACCUUAUUAGGGACUGUUGGACUUUGAAAAGUAUCUUCAAGAAGAAAGUUGUCAUGAAUGAGUUGAAAUUCAAAGACGCCGGUAACCGUGAUGUAAGGAAGGACCCUUAUCCUUACCACAAGGAGAAUAUAAAGAAUGUACAUAUGAUUGGCUAUCUUGGGCCUGUGCGCGAUCAAGUACAUGGCAUUCUACUAUGA